CUCUGACCUAAGAUGGCUGCGCCCAGGAGGACGGAGGAGAUGUGCUGAGGUUGGAGUGAGCGAAAGAUCUACCCAGAACCUGAAUUACCAUGUCGAAGAUCUCCCGUGCUGCCAAAGCAGUACAAAAGGUGGACUAUGGAAGUGUGAUCCGGACUAUCAUUCGAGCAGGGCAAGCUGUUCCAGGACCACCUUUAGGGCCUGCCCUAGGGCAGAGAGGCAUUCCCAUUUCCCAGUUUUGCAAGGAUUUCAAUGAGCGAACAAAGGACAUCAAAGAGGGGAUCCCAUUGCCCACGCGCAUUACUGUGCAGCCCAACAGAACAUACGAGAUCCAGAUUAACAAGCCCACCACCACCUAUUUCCUGCUGUCAGCAGCUGGGAUAGAAAAAGGUGCAUCACACCCUGGGCACGAAGUGGCCGGGAUGGUGACUCUGAAGCACCUCUAUGAAAUCGCCCUGGUGAAGUCUCAGGACCCCUCUUUUGUAGUGAAUGACAUGUCACUCGAGAAGGUCGUCAGAUCACUCAUGGGAACUGCCCGAUCGUUGGGCAUCAAGGUGGUGAAAGAGCUCAAUGCAGAGGAUUAUGGCGCCUUCCUGAAGGAGCGUGAAGAGAGGCUGGCAGCAGAGGCCAAAGAAAUUGAGGCAGAGCUGGAGGCUGCAGGGAAAAAGAAAUGA
Molecule: messenger RNA, 671 nt
Organism: Euleptes europaea (tarantolino)
Lineage: Eukaryota; Metazoa; Chordata; Lepidosauria; Squamata; Sphaerodactylidae
Gene: MRPL11
Product: mitochondrial ribosomal protein L11
Exons: 6
Coding region: 90-671 (193 amino acids)
Biological process (GO): translation
Cellular component (GO): ribosome; mitochondrial large ribosomal subunit
Molecular function (GO): large ribosomal subunit rRNA binding; structural constituent of ribosome
Source: RefSeq, a predicted model, not a curated record